AUGCAUGCAGAAGACCGCAGGCCCUUUCGUCACAUUCCCCUAUCAUACAAUCAUGCCGACUCUCAUGCCUCCGCGCUGAGGCUCAUCUUGACACUCAACCCGCACUGGGAGGGACCGGACAACAAGAUCGAGUUUGUCCGGUUCACGGAUGGCAUCACCAAUACUCUUCUUAAAAUCAUCAAUCGCAAGCCCGGCUUGACCGAGGAGCAGAUAGACCAAGAAGCAGUACUGAUGCGAGCGUACGGUAACCACACAGAAAUCCUCAUAGACCGCGAAAGAGAAACGAGAUCCCAUGCUCUUCUUGCCAGCCAUGGAUUAGCCCCUCCUCUCCUGGCGCGCUUCAACAAUGGCCUCCUGUACCGGUUCCUCCGUGGCCGCCCAGCCAGCGCGGAGGACCUUGCCACGCCUGCCGUCUGGCGUGGUGUGGCCAGGAGACUUGCGCAGUGGCAUGCGGUGUUGCCCAUCAAGGGAGCUGCCACACCGCUAAUGCCCGCCGAGGACGUGACCCUGAUGCAACAUGUAGAUGAGGCCACGGCACACUGCCAGAAGUUGAAGCACGAGGACAUCUCCGUGAUCACCCCAAAGCAGCCUGGGCCGAGCAUGUGGAGUGUGCUCCAAAAAUGGAUCCUUGCUCUGCCCACGACCACGGAGGAGCAGCGCCAACGGAGACUUAGUCUGCAAAAGGAGCUGGAGCGGGUUGUCAGCGAGCUAGACGAUGGAAAGGGCCUAGGCGAUGGUGGAUUGGUUUUCUCUCACUGUGACCUUCUUUGCGCGAACGUCAUCGUGUUGCCCGAAAGCGCCUCUUCGGAAGACGAAGCGGCCGUUGUCAACUUCAUCGACUACGAAUAUGCCACCCCCUCACCUGCCGCCUUCGACAUUGUCAACCACUUUGCCGAAUGGGGCGGUUAUGACUGCGACUACAACAUGCUGCCCACCCGUUCUGUGCGACGCGAGUUCUUGACCGAAUAUGUCAAGAGCUACAGCUACCACAAGGGUAUCCCGGAGUCAUCUCAAGGGGAGAUUGUCGACCGACUCUACGAAGACGUCGACCGGUUCCGAGGCAUUCCCGGACUCUACUGGGGCGUGUGGUCACUCAUCCAAGCCCAAAUCUCACAGAUCGACUUCGAUUACGCCUCCUACGCCGAGGUCCGUCUCGGCGAAUACUACGCAUGGCGCCGGGAGGUAGACGGGUCGCGGACCCAGGCAGGUGAAGAGAUGCCUCUCCGGGAGCGACGAUGGGCUCAAGAAGCUUAA
Molecule: messenger RNA, 1254 nt
Organism: Aspergillus luchuensis
Lineage: Eukaryota; Fungi; Ascomycota; Eurotiomycetes; Eurotiales; Aspergillaceae
Product: putative ethanolamine kinase
Exons: 5
Coding region: 1-1254 (417 amino acids)
Biological process (GO): phosphatidylethanolamine biosynthetic process; phosphatidylcholine biosynthetic process
Cellular component (GO): cytoplasm
Molecular function (GO): choline kinase activity; ethanolamine kinase activity
Source: RefSeq, a predicted model, not a curated record